Trematosphaeria pertusa is the source of this 1311-nucleotide messenger RNA. RefSeq names its product SCA7-domain-containing protein. The transcript has 3 exons. Gene Ontology annotation, biological process: regulation of transcription by RNA polymerase II; RITS complex assembly; regulatory ncRNA-mediated heterochromatin formation. Gene Ontology annotation, cellular component: SAGA complex. NCBI's taxonomy places the organism in Eukaryota, Fungi, Ascomycota, Dothideomycetes, Pleosporales, Trematosphaeriaceae. The record is from RefSeq and is a predicted model, not a curated record. The annotation marks the transcript as partial.
GCGCCUGCACCCCCGGCCUCCUCUACGAAAGCGGGCUUCAUAGAUACUGGCUCAGUCAAGGACGGACUAGGCGAGAAAGAGAAGAAGCCUAUCAUUCUGAAGAUCAAGAAGCCGACUCCAAAGCCCUCGUUACCGGGCAACUGGAAGGAGAGCGACGGUAUCAAUACCGAGAACAAGACAUCCACCCCCGCCAGCACCUCACCGAUCGUCAACCCCCUAGAAGAGAAGACCCUCGCUGGAUUCCAGACCGGCCGGCCUCUCGACGACAAAGUAGACGUUGUGCAAUGCAAGCACUGCCGCCGACCUGUCCUCCGCGUCUCCUCCGCAACCCACAUCCGCGAAUGCCUGAAUAAGAAGCAAGAGAAGCUAAAGAAGAAGAAGGAGGCCAAGGAAGCGAAGGAUGCUGCGCUCCGAAAAGAGAAGGGUGAAGAUGACGAGGGUGGUAAGAAUGCCCGGAAAUCUGCGGUUAAGGGUGCGGUUGUUGACGGCGAGGGAGCAAAGAAGGGAAAGAAGAGGAAGCUUGAAGGCGAUACGGACAAACCCGGUGCGAAGAAAAAGAAGAAGGAUGAACCGAAGCAGAAAGCCGCGAAACCUAAAGGACCUGUCGAUGUAGAGAAGCAGUGCGGUGUUGCGCUACCAAAUGGCGGCUUCUGUGCAAGGAGCUUGACCUGCAAGAGUCAUUCUAUGGGCCUGAAGAGGGCGGUGCCAGGACGCAGUUUGCCUUACGACAUGCUACUAGCGCAGUAUCAGAAGAAGAACCAGGCGAAGCAACAACGUGCCGCAAUCGAUGCAAACGCUCCUCUUCCGGAGGACCUCGAACCAUCUGGGGCAGUUGAUUCGGACGAAGAGAAAGAAGCGAUCAUGGCUGCCCUUGCACGCCAUCGUCCGCGACCGCUGGCAACCUUUACCCCCGUAUCCCAGAAAUCGAAGUACCAGUACAUCCGCAUGAAAGACAUGCUCCGAUCAGCCCUUGGUGCACCACCCGGCGGCUCCAUCUACUCGGCCAUGGCCCCUGGGUCAGAAAACCUCGGUACGGGGCGAAGCCUAGCGCUCGGCAUGAUGGGCGCGCCUGGUAACGCUACCGCGGAGAACUUCCCUGGAAGUGCCGGUGGUAUGGGUGGUUUUGCAACACCGCUGAGCGCCGGGUUGGAUGGCUCAGUCAAUCCGGGUAGUAGAAGGCAGAGCUCGAUCAGCAUGGCCGCGCCUAGCAGUGCGGGACCGAGACAGAUUCUUCCGGGACAGCUACCUGGUCCGGGUCCACAGCAGCGCAAGGGGAGUAUGGCCAGCGUUGCAAGUGUUGGGCCCUCUUAA